AUGCAGGGACCACGCAAGCUGUGUGUUAAGGAAAUGAACAGUGGCAUGGCAAAAAAGCAGGCCUGGCUCACAAAGAACAAAAGAAAAGCCUUUUAUGCAGCAGUGGCAGCUGACAGCUUCAGAGAUGGAGUCAAAAGUCUACUUCAAGCCUCAGGCUUGGGUAGAAUGAAACCAAAUACUUUGGUGAUCGGAUUUAAGAAGGACUGGAGAAAUGCCACCGCCACGCAAGUUGAAAACUAUGUGGGCGUUAUACAUGAUGCCUUUGAUUUUGAGCUUGGCAUGAUUAUCGUCAGAAUUAGCCAAGGAUUUGAUAUAUCUCAGGUCCUCCAGGUUCAAGAGGAAUUAGAGAAGCUGGAACAGGAAAGAUUGGCACUGGAAGCUACCAUUAAAGAAAAUGAUUUUGAAGAAGGAAAAAGUGGCAUUUGUGGAUUCUUCAGAAAAGCCAGCACACUCAAUAUCUCAAAACAUGAAACAAAAAAGGAGAGCACCAUUAACACAAUACAGUCAAUGCAUGUGGGUGAAUUCAAUCAGAAGCUGCUAGAAGCCAGCACUCAAUUUAAAAAGAAGCAAGGAAAAGGUACAAUUGACAUUUGGUGGCUGUUCGAUGAUGGAGGUCUAACAAUCCUAAUUCCUUACAUUCUAACUAUCAGGAAGAAGUGGAAAAAUUGCAAAUUAAGGAUCUUCACUGGAGGAAAAGUCAAUAGGCUUGAAGAAGAAAAACUAGUGAUGGCUUCACUUCUAAGCAAAUUCAGAAUAAAAUUCGCUGAUAUUAAUAUCAUUUGUGAUAUCAAUAUAAAGCCCAACAAAGAGAGCUGGAAAUUCUUUGAAGAGAUGAUUGAGCCAUAUCGCCUCCAUGAAAGCUGCAAAGAUAUAACAACUGCUGAGAAAUUGAAGCGAGAGACUCCAUGGAAAAUUACAGAUGCAGAGCUGGAAGCAUUCAAGGAGAAGAGUUACCGCCAAGUUCGUCUGAAUGAACUCUUACAAGAGCAUUCGAGGGCAGCUAACCUCAUUGUCCUGAGCCUUCCAGUGGCAAGAAAAGGAGUAGUGUCCGAUUAUCUAUAUAUGGCUUGGCUAGAAAUUCUCUCCAAGAACCUUCCUCCAAUCUUAAUGGUCAGGGGCAACCACAAAAAUGUACUGACUUUCUAUUCUUAG
This is a messenger RNA of Fulmarus glacialis (Northern fulmar), 1152 nucleotides long. Its product is annotated as solute carrier family 12 member 1-like. Gene Ontology annotation, molecular function: sodium:potassium:chloride symporter activity. Gene Ontology annotation, cellular component: membrane. Gene Ontology annotation, biological process: sodium ion transmembrane transport; potassium ion homeostasis; potassium ion import across plasma membrane. The record is from RefSeq and is a predicted model, not a curated record. The transcript has 10 exons. Bases 1 to 1152 code for a protein of 383 amino acids. Lineage: Eukaryota; Metazoa; Chordata; Aves; Procellariiformes; Procellariidae.